CCAGUGCACACUCCUCUGGCUCCCAGGGCUCCACUCCCCACCUCACACCCUUGCCCCCAGGUCUCUACACCCCCCCUCCUUCUCCUGGGCUCUGCUGUCUCCUCGUCCUACUCACAGGGGCCAUGGGUAGCUUCAGCAUCAGCAGCCUGGAGCACUAUGCCCAGCUCAGGGUGCUCACCUCCUGGCCCCUCCUCCUCAGACAGGGGGUCUCCGGCUUUGCCCCCCCAGCAGGACCCCUGGAUCCAGCCCUACGCUUCCCCCAAGCCCGGCCAGCCCAACCCCCCCGGCGGGUGGCCGACUUCUCCAUCUGCUCCCUCCUGGCCCUGGGCGGCUCAGAGAGGACGGGGGAAGGGGGGCGCCAGGAGGAGCUCGGCAAGGGGGCUGUGGCGUGGGGGGCGACCCCGCCGGGCUACGCCUGGAUCCACUGCUCCCGCUUCAAGCCGCCUCGUCUGGCAAAAGCGAAGUGCGGGGGCAGCCCCGGCCGGGCCCCCCGCAGGCCCCGCGUCCCGUUCUCCGUGGCCCAGAUCGGCGUCCUGGAGGGCAGCUACCGGCAGACCCGCUACCUGAGCAGCAGGCAGGUGGGGGAGCUGGCAGCUCUGCUGGGGCUCAGUGAGACCCAGGUGAAAAUCUGGUUCCAGAACCGGCGGGCAAGGGAAAGGCGGGACUUUCUGAAGGACCAGCCAACCAGCAGCAGUGCCCUGGAGGGAGCUGAGCCGGCCCAUGCUGCCCCCCUCGGGCUGGCGCCAACGCCAGGGCCGGGCAGCACCAGAACAUUGCCCCCUUGAGCCGCCGUGACCUCGGGCAUCUGAUCGCAACGGAGCCAUUUGUGGUGCAAAGAGGCCUGGAGUUGCCAUUGGGGGGGCCCCCAGAUUGGGGGUGAUGGUCCCCCUAUGGGCUGUGCAUCUCCUCCACCCUGUUGUUACAGGGCACCCAUCAAACUCCAGCCCCCCCCCAAUUGCAAACUGGUCCCCCUCCCUCUCCAAAUCUUCAGCCAGAAUUUGACCCCCCCCCAGCUGGGAUGUGUACCUCAAACUCUGGUUUGACGCAGAGACCAGAAUCUGUCUUUCUGUCAAAUCCAGCUCUGCUCUGGGGAGACUGAUUGCCAAGGAGAACCUGAUUAUGGGGGAGCUGCCCCCAGUCCUGGGAUAUCUGCUGUGGGGUGGGUGUGCCCUGUGUCAUGGGGGGACAAUAAACCCCCUUUGAUCCCAGCA
Caretta caretta (loggerhead turtle) is the source of this 1211-nucleotide messenger RNA. Its product is annotated as homeobox protein MSX-1-like. NCBI's taxonomy places the organism in Eukaryota, Metazoa, Chordata, Testudines, Cheloniidae. Gene Ontology annotation, molecular function: RNA polymerase II transcription regulatory region sequence-specific DNA binding; DNA-binding transcription factor activity, RNA polymerase II-specific. Gene Ontology annotation, cellular component: nucleus. The record is from RefSeq and is a predicted model, not a curated record. Gene Ontology annotation, biological process: regulation of transcription by RNA polymerase II; embryonic morphogenesis.